Molecule: messenger RNA, 4173 nt
Organism: Ostrinia furnacalis (Asian corn borer)
Lineage: Eukaryota; Metazoa; Arthropoda; Insecta; Lepidoptera; Crambidae
Product: ephrin type-A receptor 2
Exons: 7
Coding region: 215-3766 (1183 amino acids)
Biological process (GO): multicellular organism development; cell surface receptor protein tyrosine kinase signaling pathway; positive regulation of kinase activity
Cellular component (GO): signaling receptor complex; plasma membrane
Molecular function (GO): transmembrane receptor protein tyrosine kinase activity; ATP binding
Source: RefSeq, a predicted model, not a curated record
CAACACCACGUUUGCCCAGUUAGAAAUACGUGACGCUAAUGGCUCUACAGUGAAGAAGAUAACUCUAGACAACUCAAACAAUGAACCAACCCCAACGCUGAAACUAAUCACCACCGACGGUUCGAAGGAGAUCCGACAAACGGUCAAACCGCACGAAAUAAGGCAUCUGUUUGUUCCCAAAGGAUAUCAAGAAAACAGAAACAGAGCCGGUUUUAUGAACAAUCGAAGAAAAGAUUUACUUAAUAAUACCAAAACUACGCCAGUAUCUGAAUCAGUCACCGAAAAUGGAGUAGUUUAUGUACCACCGGAGAAACUAGAAGGACUUGACAAAGAAGUUGAGUUAGACCCUGAAGAAGAAUUUCAAGUAGAUGAAUCUAAUCACGGACUAUAUUUACUCAAUUAUUCAGAUACUGAAAAUGUUACUCAAAACAUAAAUCUCAACAAAACAACAAGUAGUAAUGAAGUGAGUGACAAUAUAACCAAUAUAGUAACCACAACACCAAUCAGCAGCCAACUAAAAGAAGUAACAACAGAAAUUCAAAACGUCAGCACGGAAGAAAAACCAGAAACUAAUACAAUAGCAAAUAGCACCGACGCGAAAAAUACAAAACUUAUAAAAGUUGAAAAUGAAAAAGAUAAAGAAAAUCAUACUUUGUUUAUGUCUGAUGAGAUUUAUAACCAUUUUCGGCCUCUUGAAUCUGAACUGCCUGCUGAAGACAUGGCGCCAUUCAUUUUCUUUGGGCAAAAACUUGGUGGACAAAUAAUUAAUGACAAUUUAACAAAUUCACCAUCUCUAUCAGCAUCAACAAAGUCAGUGAAUUUUAUAUUAGCUCCUACAGAAAAAAGAAAGUUCAACUCAAGGUACUCAGCUACAGAGAAAUAUAGGAAUACCAGCGCGGACGAAGAAGAAAUAAAUGAAGAUAUGGAUGUCUCUGUAGUAAAAAAUAUCAUAGAGAAAAACAAAAUUAGAAACACAGUCAAAGGUCCAGCACCAGCUAGACAUGUAGGCUUGGUAAAUGCUUAUAAAAAAUAUUCAAGCACUACUCAAGCAACGACGAAGGCUCAAAAUAUAGCGCAACUAAAUGUUACUGAUCCUAUAAUACAAAAUGUCACACCAAGUACCUUAGAUAAAACAAAAGAUAGUAAUCGUACUAAUAGCACAACUUUAGCUAAAGAUGUAGUUAAUAAAACAAAUGUUACCCAAUUAUCAAAGGAUAUUAGUUUAAGUAACAAAACAACUACACCUGCUCCCAGAAAUUUUACUAGAAAUUACUACAAUAUAAGAAGGCGACCAGCUAGAGUGACGGCUUCAUCAAGCACAGAAAAUCCAUUUGUAGCCGUGAACACUACUACUGAAAAAGCAUCAACAUCUGUCUACACUGCAGUUGUGACAUCAGUAUCGAUCACGUCAUCUAUGAAAGGAAAAAAUCUGACGGAUUCAUUAAAUAAAGAUGACAACAGCACGGUUGCCGAAAGUAUUGAAACAAAAACGAACGUAACAACGCCUAAAGCUAUUGUAUUAAAUGAUACUGAUACAACCACCCAAUCGAUUGCCACACAAUCGCCUUCAACUACUACUACGACAGCUCCAACGACAACUACAGCUCGACCGCAAAGGCACAGAAUCAGAAUACGAACCACGACAACCGAAAGUUCUAUCAAUGCAAGUCCUAGUCCGAAUCCGGUGACUUAUAAACCACCAGAUUUGCCUCAAGCAAGCGAACUAUCGACUAGGAAUACUGAAUUGAAAAGAGAACCAACUAAACUGCCAGAGCGGUUAGCUAAUUUAUAUCGACAAAACGCUUACGAUAACUCGACUGGUACAGCGAUAAGACCUAAGAAUAUUCUACGAAGACGACGACCUACGACUACGACUAGCACCUCUACGACCACAUCGACCACGCCUAUACCAAUUUUGAGUUCAAGUGAUACAACACCUUUACUUUCCUUACCACCUUCCACUUCCCCCAUUCCACCAAGCACAAUCCAAACUCAAGUUACAGAAACAAUUGAAACUACAUUCAAACCUUUUAUUGUCACUUCCCGAACAUCAUCUGAAUCUAAAUCCAAACCAGUCCUUAUUCCUAAAGACUUCACUACUUCUAACGAAUCAACACCAACUGUAAAUACAACUAAAGAUGAUGUUGAUGAAGAUCCAAUUACGCAGAACGAGGAAGUGGUGAUAGAAGCCGAGAAGACGUACACGGCUUCUUAUGUGUUAGCUGGACUGGGUUUCCUUCCAGUGGCGGCUAUAAUUAUAUUUGUGUUAAGAAAUGUAUUGAAUAAGAAGACCAAAGAACUAGACACGGAGUACGAAGGGUACUUCGACGACGGAGACAUCAAGAAGGAGUCGCAGAUCACUCCGGUGGCGCGGCCGCCGCUGCCGACGCCGACCAUGCCUGACCAAAAGUGGGAGUUCCCUCGAAAUAAGUUGAGGUUACAAACAUUGCUGGGUCAAGGUAACUUCGGGCAGGUGUGGAAAGCCGAAGCCGACGACCUGAGCGGGCACGACGGGCUGACGCGGCUGGUGGCCGUGAAGAGCAUCAAGGAGACCGCCUCGCAGAAGGAGAAGCAGGAGCUGCUGCACGAAAUCUACAUCAUGCAGAAGAUCGGCACGCAUCCGAACGUCGUCACGCUGCUGGCAUGCUGCACUGAACAAGAACCCUACCUCCUAAUAAUGGAGUACGUGAUGUGCGGCAAGCUGCUGACGUAUCUGCGCGAGCGCCGAUCGCGGCCAGAUCGCUUCAGCGGCAGCGGCGCGCUUACGUCGCGGGACCUCACAGUCUUCGCGUAUUGUGUGGCGAGGGGCAUGGACUACAUCGCUUCUAAGGGGAUCGUCCACCGCGACUUAGCAGCGCGCAACGUAUUGGUCGACCACAACAAGCUGUGCAAGAUCGCCGACUUCGGCAUGUCUCGGUGCGCCGGCGCCGCCGCGCGCGCCGCUCGCUCCGCGCUGCCUGUCAGGUGGAUGGCGCCUGAAGCGUUACUGUAUAACGUGUACAGCCAUCAUACUGAUGUGUGGGCCUUCGGGAUUCUUCUGUGGGAGAUAGUUACGCUAGGGUCAACGCCCUACGCUGCCAUGUCUGGCCGCGAGGUGCUAGCAGCAGUAACAGAGGGCUACCGUCUAGAGCGGCCUCCUCAUUGCAAGCCACAGUUAUACCGCGCCAUGCAUUCUUGCUGGCACGCCGACCCGUCCCAGCGACCCACCUUCGCUGCCCUCAAGGCACAGUUAGCAGAACUGCUGGAUAAUGAACCCUCUGAAGGAAAUUACGUGGACCUGGACUCGUUCUACCAGGAGUCGUCGGUGUAUAGCGACCCGUCGGCUAUCAUCAAUGAUGAUGAGGGACUGUCGGCGGAGUAUGAUAGGGAGAGAAGGGUGUUUAGAGAAUUGACCAAAGGCCCAGCCAAGUUCGAGAACCGAGCGUUCAACUUCCGGGACGAGGAGCUCCGCAACAAAUUCGGCAUCGGGACACCGAGGAUGGGCGGCUUCGGCAUUCGGGACGUCCCGUUCAACGACCGAAACUUCUCCGACGGAGAAUUCAACGAACGCACUUUCCCCGAAAAUUUCAGUGACCCUAACUUCACAGAGAGAAAAGAUGGGAAACUUUCCACCUCCAGUUUUCACAGAGAAAGGGAACGAGAAAACCCUUUAGUCAGUAGGAACAGUUUCAAUGGCUUCCCGCGAAUUGGGACGAGGGACAGCCAUUUCCAAAUGACUCCUGACGGUAGAAAUAAGAGAGUGUCAGAAUUUGAGUGCGACAUUUAGUAUGGUUGCUUUAAUUGCGGUAUUUAAAAGUUCGCCUGAUGUGGUUUUUGAAAGAGUGACUACCAGCUGUACGUUUGCAGUUGGUGUGUUAGCUAAGAAAACCAGUUUGUUCAGAGAUUUUAUUGUUGAAUGCCAUGCGUUUAUUGGGAUAAAAUUCUUUGAUUUGAUGUUGAUUGGCGAACGAUUGGUUGUGCUCUGUGACAAGUUUGGGUGUAGCCAUAUGACGCGUUGUGUUUCGGUGUGCCUAAGUUCAGCUGAGAAAAGACCAGCGAUUUAGAGAACUGGGGAAUUAACUUUAGUUAAAGGAAGAAAAAGCGCUUACUAUGGGCCUCAUAAGAAGGCUCAAGGUCACCCAAAGGGCGAUGGAGCGGGCUAUGCUCGGAGUUUCCCUGCGUGAUCGAAUCAGA